AUGGCGGAGGAACAGAAAUGGCAAGAGCCUGCCGAAGGACAGCGACUGUAUGCAAAUAAUUGUGGCUUUUUUGGUGGCUCUACAACGCUUAAUCUGUGUUCAAAGUGUUACAAAGAUUAUUGCUUCAAGGAAGGGGAAAUGAGAGAGGCCGAAAUCGCCAUGGAAAAAACACUCAAUCAAUCGAGAUCCUCCUCGCUUUCACGCCCAAAAUCUGUUAAUUCUAUAAUUAAUCCACACAUAACAGAAGAGAAGGUUCCGGUUUCCAUGGAAACUGAAAAACCUGUCACCGCCGUGGCUAUGCCGUUGCCGCAGCAACAGACUAAUCCUAACAGGUGUGCAGCUUGCCGGAAGCGCGUGGGACUGACGGGAUUCAAGUGCAGGUGUGGGGUCAUGUUCUGUGGAUCCCAUAGGUAUCCUGAACAACAUGAUUGUACGUUCGAUUACAAACAAUUGGGGAGGGAUGCCAUUGCCAAGGCCAAUCCUAUAGUCAAGGCCGAGAAGCUUGACAAGAUCUGA
Molecule: messenger RNA, 516 nt
Organism: Fraxinus pennsylvanica
Lineage: Eukaryota; Viridiplantae; Streptophyta; Magnoliopsida; Lamiales; Oleaceae
Source: the annotation of a GenBank genome assembly